Molecule: messenger RNA, 1002 nt
Organism: Kwoniella shivajii
Lineage: Eukaryota; Fungi; Basidiomycota; Tremellomycetes; Tremellales; Cryptococcaceae
Exons: 7
Coding region: 1-1002 (333 amino acids)
Molecular function (GO): O-methyltransferase activity
Source: RefSeq, a predicted model, not a curated record
AUGGUAACCGUGAACAGACAGAAAUCUGAAGUGUCAAGUGCGCCUGCCAAGUACCAUGAACCAGUUCAAGGCACCGUAUUCCAUGGCGACGGUCGCGAGGAAGCGCUCUUAAAACAUCUGCAAUCUCUUCCCGACCUCUCGCCAGAAUCCACAGCCAAAUUGCCCUUACAAGAACGCUCUCAAAGAGUUCUAAACGCUAUACAUGAAUUCGGUAAGGGUGAGAACAGGUAUCUCAUGAGUGUUGGGGACACGAAAGGUCGUCAAGUAGAAUCUCUCGUGAGAGAAAAGAAACCCAAACUCAUUCUCGAACUGGGAACAUACGUAGGAUAUUCUGGAAUAUCGUUCGCCAGGCAUUUGCUUGAAAUUCACCCAAACUCCACUUAUCCUGGAAGCUGGACUGAGGAUAUUACUGAGGAUAGAGCAGGUUACAUAUCUUUGGAGAAGAGUGAGGUUUAUGCGACAACAGCUAGAGGUGGAUUUGAAUUAGCCGGAGUGGACAAAGUCAUCAAAGUCUUAGUUGGAAGCUCUACACCUAACAUCAAAACUCUUCGAGAAAAACUAAAUAUGCCUCGACCUCUCAAAUUCGACAUGGUUUUUUUAGACCAUCUGAAGCCUCUGUACACAAUUGAUAUCAAGGUUCUGGAAGAAGAAGGACUGGUGGGACCAGGCACCACUCUUGUUGCAGACAACGUUGUUAAACCUGGUAAUCCAGCCUAUUUGUCUUGGGUCCGGGCGACCCCCGCACAAAAGCGACAAUCUCUUGCUGCCCCCCGACUUACUGCUCAACCACCUGUCACCCCUAAUCCUGCUGUCGAAGACUGGGAGACUGCCUUCUGUCAUGGUCCUAUCGAUGAGACAAGAUGGGCGCCAGAUGAAGCUGAAGGUUUUACCGCGGAAGGAGAUCCAAAUUUAAUUUACACCAGCGAAAUGCUCGAUGGUUGGGAUCCUUACACUGGUGAAAAAGAUGCAUGUGAGGUAUCGGUAUGUACAGGCAGAGAUUGA